AUGGAAGAGAUAGAGGACCUAGUUACCGAGACAGGUUGGCAGCAGAAAUGUAACCAUAAACCAGGGGCUGGAUUAUGUGAUCCUCAGCUCUCUCUGAAGGCUUCUUUGGCCAAGGAAUUAGCUGGACGGAGACCUCAGGCCCUCUACUACAAGGUUGCUCCUUUUCUGGUUUUUGGGAUUUCUGAAGGUGGUAAUUUGCUUGCUUUGAGACUUGAGCUGCAUGGAGUUAUAAGGCAGCCCAAAGCCUUCCUGCAAGCAUGUGGCAUCUCAGAUUUGUUGAAAAGAAAUUCAUGGUUAUCAUAUUCAGUUGAAGAACGAAAUCCAAUGUUGCAUACUGGAGUCAUAUAUACAGGAUAUGCUACACAGCAUGGCAUUGGUGGCUGCCAGCCAAGAAUGUCCUACAGGUAUCGAUUAAAGGUCACUAGCCCUAAAGGAGCUUUUGCUUAUAGUCCAGUUAUCUCUGUGUUCCCUAUUAGAAUGUACAAAAAGAGACAGAAGAAUGGAAGUGGAAAAGACAGCCUGAUGUUAGCUGCUUUUGCUGGUCACCUGGAUAUGGUUAAGUACCUGAGAUCAAAGGGUGCUUCUUGGGAAGCCAGAGAUCAGGGUGGCAGUACAGAUUUGCCCUGGGCUGCAGGCGGAGGACAUUGUCAUGUUAUUGAACGGAUGAUUGAUGAUGGCUGUAAUGUAGGUGUUUUACCUAUACCUAUACAUUUAGCAGAGAAGUCAGCAUUGUCCCAAAUGUGA
Molecule: messenger RNA, 744 nt
Organism: Gavia stellata (red-throated loon)
Lineage: Eukaryota; Metazoa; Chordata; Aves; Gaviiformes; Gaviidae
Gene: FANK1
Product: fibronectin type III and ankyrin repeat domains 1
Biological process (GO): regulation of apoptotic process
Cellular component (GO): nucleus
Molecular function (GO): protein binding
Source: RefSeq, a predicted model, not a curated record